UGCUGCAGGUGGGGCAUAGUGUGAACUCAGAAAAUUGAAACAUACGUUGUAACCAUGUUCCACUGCCCAGAGAGAGCCAUGGCUGCAGAGAACCCCGUGGAAAGUCUCCAGGAGGAAGCUACAUGUCCCGUCUGUCUGGAGUAUUUCACAGAACCUGUCACUCUGGAGUGUGGGCACAAUUUCUGCCGAGCCUGCAUCAACCAGUGCUGGGAGGGAUCCAAUACAGCCGCCUCCUGCCCUCAGUGCAGAGAAACUGUGCAACAGAAAAACCUCAGACGCAACAGGCAGCUGGCAAAUGUUGUAGAAAUCGCCAAGCGGCUGAGUUUACAGGCAGCAAAGGGAACAGGACGGGAUGGGGUGUGUGGGGAUCACCAGGAGACUCUGAAACUGUUCUGUGAAGAGGAUCAAACCCCCAUCUGUGUGAUCUGCAGAGAGUCCCGGGCUCACCAUGCUCACACUGUGAUUCCCAUACAGGAAGCUGCCCAGGAGUACAAGGAAAAAAUCCAGGCCCAUUUGCAGACCCUGAGGGAAGAGAGAGAAAAGCUGCUGGGAUUUAAAGAGGCUGUAGAGAAGAGAAGCCAGGAGUAUCUGAAACAGUCAGAAAUCGGGAGGCAGAAGAUUGUGUCUGAAUUUCAGCAACUGCGGCAGUUCUUGGAGGAACAAGAGCGACUCCUGCUGGCGCAGCUGGAGAAGCUGCAUGAGGCAAUUGUGAAGAUACAAAAUAAAAAUGUCAGUAAACUCUCCGAGCAGAUUUCCCGUCUCAGUGAGCUGAUCAGUGAGAUGGAGGGGAAGUGUCAGAAGCCAGCGAGUGAAUUCCUGCAGGAUGUCAGAAGCACCUUGAGCAGAUGUGAGAAGGGGAAGUUCCAGCAGCCAAGGGAGAUUUCUCCUGAACUGGAAGUGAGACUCAGUGAUUUCUUCCAGAAAACUAUUGCUGUAAUGGAGACUCUGAGGAAGUUCAAAGACACUCUGCCAUCUGCACUGGAAACACCUCUUCCCCCAGUGAAUGUGACUUUGGAUCCAGACACGGCUCAUCCCAUCCUCGUCCUGUCUGAGGAUUGGAAAAGUGUGAGAUGGGGAGACACGCGACAGCGACUGCAAGAUAACCCUGGAAGAUUUGACUCUGAUCCCUGUGUGCUGGGCUGUGAGGGAUUCACCUCGGGGAGACAUUGCUGGGAGGUGGAGGUGGGGGAUGGGCGAUUCUGGGCUGUUGGGGUGGCCAGAGAGUCUGUGAGGCGGAAGGGAGAGAUGAACUGUAACCCUAAGGGGGGGAUCUGGGCUGUGCGGCGGUGGUGGGGUCAGUUCCGGGCUCUCACCUCCCCCGUCACCCCCCUGCCCCUGAGCCGGGUCCCCAGCAGGAUCCGGGUUUGUCUGGACUGUGACCGGGGGCAGGUGACAUUUAUUGAUGCUGGUGAUGAGGCCCCAAUCUUCACUUUCCCGCCGGCCUCAUUCAAUAGGGAGAGAAUCCGACUCUGGCUACAGGUCUGGGACCCAGACACCCGGCUCAGACUGUGUCCCUGAGAUGGGGUGGGGAAGAUACCACUGCGAACCCUGAGAGCAGCCUCUCAGACAGCACAGUCUCUGUGACCCUGGAGAUUGCUUUGGGUCUCAGCCUUUGCACUGUCAAUCCAUAGAGAGCAUUCAUUGAGUGAGGUAGAGAAGCCAAUCUCAUUGUCCCACCAGGCAUUGUGCAGCCUGUUUGCCACUGUCCUCUAUGAUCCAGGACGACUCUGGGGAUUCUGGGUCAGACAGUGUCACUGAGUCAUGGGGGGAACAGCCCACUGGGAAUGGAAAAAUAGGCUUCUCUAGCCACAGUCCUCCUAGCCCCUAUGACCUGGAGCACUCCCAUCUACCCAGCAUUAGGGCUUAUCUCUAUGACCCGGGAAGACUCCUGUCUACCCAACCUUUGAGCUC
This is a messenger RNA of Chrysemys picta bellii (western painted turtle), 1911 nucleotides long. Lineage: Eukaryota; Metazoa; Chordata; Testudines; Emydidae. The record is from RefSeq and is a predicted model, not a curated record.